CUCUUAGAUAGCUGUAGUAUUGAAAAGUUCGUCCGUAUCCCUCCCACGUAUUUCCUAGACAUCGUGCUCGACGGUGUCUCUGUAGCUAUCUGACGGACCUCACUAAAGCAAGUCUUGCUUUCUCGAGAUAUUUACGUAUCCCUUUGAUCAACAUCCCCGACGAGCGACCGUUAUGUCUGCAUCCUGCGAUAUCGAGUCGCUGGUUAACCAGGGCGAAUUCCACAGCCGUGUCCCGCCUGCAGAACCCCUCACCACCUCCGGUCACAAGCCUGGCGUCCAGGUCGGCAACGACAGGGUACCCGAGUUCCACGCGCAGACGUAUCCGCCGGGCACCGCCCCUCCCAAGGACACAUAUCAACCCCGACCAGACGGCGUGACCUCUGCCGUGGGAGGCCAGAAUGCAACCGACCCAACCGACUCCCUAGGCGGCACCACGUCACAGGCAGUCUACGCCGGCUUGGGAAAGCCCGUUCAAGGCCAGACGGGACGUGAACUGCACGGGGAUCUGCACGGCGACACCACCGGCAAGCGAAAGAAGGAGCGCUCCGGCCUCGAGGGCGUCGGGGCCAGCCUCGGCGAUACCGUGCGUCAGAAGGGAGCCGACUUGCCGGACGGCGUGGAGAAGGGGACCAGGGGAAAGGCGAGCGCCAGCUAUCCUUCCGCUACCGAACGCGUCCCCGCCAGUGCGGAGGAGGUGGCUGCCGAGCGCUAGGUCCCGGGGCGCGCCUAUGACUACGCACAGUCCGGGAAGCCUAAACAGGGAAUGAGGGCGAUGUAUGGAUGGGAAUUCGAGCUAUAGCUACGACUCAACCAAAAUUGACACGGGAUUGUAAUCAGACUACGUCGCGGAUACUCCUUUGCAUGUGUAACGCCGUAAGGUCAGGCUCCUACCCGAUCCCAGUCCUGUCGUUGCCCGGGUACUUCUAGUAUGAGGUCGUGAGAAGUACUUCCUGUGACCGUCAAUCGGCAAUUUGUGUGUUGUGCUGUAGGUAGGUAUGUCAGGUUAGGUAGGUAAUCACACUCUCUGGCGGUCUCGUAUUAGUUGGUCAC
Durotheca rogersii is the source of this 1050-nucleotide messenger RNA. RefSeq lists its product as uncharacterized. Bases 173 to 712 code for a protein of 179 amino acids. The transcript has a single exon. The record is from RefSeq and is a predicted model, not a curated record. NCBI's taxonomy places the organism in Eukaryota, Fungi, Ascomycota, Sordariomycetes, Xylariales, Xylariaceae.